Hypoxylon fragiforme is the source of this 1242-nucleotide messenger RNA. RefSeq lists its product as uncharacterized. Lineage: Eukaryota; Fungi; Ascomycota; Sordariomycetes; Xylariales; Hypoxylaceae. The transcript has 3 exons. The record is from RefSeq and is a predicted model, not a curated record. The annotation marks the transcript as partial.
GAAUUUUAUAUCAUCAUCUCAUCGGCUUGAUCCAACUUUUUACCUGACUUAGCCCGUCUAGUUUACUCGCGGCCGAUAUACCUAGCGACUCGUCAUCGAUCUCGUCCUUGAUCUAAUACGUCAACUAACAGCCUCAAUCCUUAUCAUGUCCACCAAAACUUCCAGCAAUGGGUCUACGGGUGGUACGGCAGGAAAGCGGUUCGAACUACCGGCACUGGAAUUCAAAUUUGGAUCUCUGACUGACGGAACCGACAUUCCACCCCCACUGCCGUCUCCCAAGGAAGAGGUGCCGCCACCGUCCAAGUCCCCGGCUCCGGAAGUAGUCGAGGAGAAGAAGGAAGCAAAUGGCGCCGCCAAUGGUCAUGGAUCACUUCUUAGUCACAACACCUCUAGUAGGCCCCCGAGUCGGACAGCGAGCGUUCUCGCGGAAGAGAGAAAAUCCAAGCGCAGCAGUGGCUGGUUCAAACGGUUAAGGUCGCAUGACCCUAAAAGGGAAAGUCUUCACUUUGAAGAAGUGAAGAAACCAACUGGUCCGCCACCACCGAUGAUUCCAGAACUAAGCGCGCUGGAAUCUAAAGUCGAUACCCGCCUAGGCGACGACCUAUUUAAAGGUAUUAAAUAGGGGAAUCGUCCCGCGGAAGAGAAUGAGAAAAAAAGAAUGAUACCCCAUCCACGACCAUGCUCUGCUUGCCUACCUGGGUUUGGCAUAUCAUAUCAUGGACUUCGAAUACCUAACUCAAAUCUACUGCCAUAAUUACAUUCGCGGCAAAGUAAUAUUUUAUCAUUGGAGUGUCGAAACCUCGAAGGGCGAGAGGAGGAAGAUUCGCUUUGAGAGAGCAGCUUUUUUUUUUUUUUGGAGGUGGAAUAUUAGAUACCCAGCUCUAACGUGAGCUCAUUCAACUGGCAGACUAUGUCAUACUUUCAAUGUUCUUGGACAUUUUAUUUUUCUUCAAUAUUUUUUUUCAUCUCGCUUUUUUCUUGGAUCUUCCUAUGCGCCAAUGCGCCUUUGCGUAUAAGUCCGUGCCAUAGUAAGAAGCUUGAGAAAAGGGGGUUUCCUGUUUGCUCGGCUAUCUUCGACAAGAGAAAAGGGGGGGAGCGGUCCUAACAAAUCGAGCUCUACUGGACCCGGAAGUUGGCAAUUCGAGGGAAACGGCAAAGGACGGAAGAAGACUUUGCAGACUGAGUGGGCAAAAAGAAACCGAGACGAAAAAGUCACGGAGCGAUUUCGAACAUUUUUUUUUU